GGGAGAAUGGUGCCACAUUGUUGAGGAAGUCAGGACGAUAUAUCUAAAAGCAACAAAAGCCCGAGGCUCUGCUGAAAGAAACUUGGGCCGUUUUUAAAAGGGAAAGGAGAAGCUUUGUGAGGGGAUUGGAAAGUGUAGAGAAUCCUUUCAGUUUGAUUUGAGAGGAUGAGUGGCAUUCCCAAAUCUGGGAGCAGCAACAGGCCUCCCCUGACUCACUCAGUGGAGGGGAUUUUGAACCGGCCUUUUAAGCGAGUCUUGGACGAGGAGAGGUCCGAUGUCAGGAAAGGCAACCUGCACCGCGGCAGGACAUACAGGCAACAGGAGACACAUCACAGGCACAGCACCCAAGAUCUGAAAGAUGGGAAGAAAUCUGCUCGGGAGCAACUGAGAGAGGUCCUGAAGUCUGCAUUCACACCGACAGCUUCACCGAGCGAGCUAACGGCCGCCAUCUUGGAGAGCCACUGCAUGGAGAGCCUGAAGGACGACAGGAACUGUGGGGAGGAGGCGAGCGACUGUGACACCUCAACGGACAGCUCCUUCUAUGAUGAAAGGAAGUCAAAGCGAAGAAUACGGACAACCUUCAGCACAGAGCAGCUCCAUGAGUUGGAGAAGAUCUUUCAGAUCACACACUACCCAGACAUUUGCACACGGGACAGACUUGCAGCUAAGAUUAACCUGCCUGAAGCCAGGGUUCAGAUUUGGUUUCAAAAUCGCCGAGCAAAAUGGAGGAAGUAUGAGAAACUGGGGAAUUUUGGCGGAUUGCAACACCUCACUGAGGUUGAUAUGGUUCCUGCCCCCAAGCCUCAAACCGAGACGUCAAAUGCAACGACAAACAAAGUGUUGAAGGCCCCAUUGUUAUCAAGCUAUUACCCCGGCAUUCCAGAGUCUUGGACCUCAAUGUUUACCCCGUACUCCUCAGCAUUGGCACCGCUGCCCACUGUGGAUCCCAUCACCAUGUCAAAGCUCCAGCCUCAUUUCUUAUGGGUUCCACCGUAUCAUGUGCCCAUCUCUACAGGGCUGCAGUGGGACGUGAUGUGCAUGGGCCUCAGAAGAAACAAUGCGAACUAACGCUGACCACUAGUGCCUGGAACAAGUAUCCAGUGAAUCCAGAGGCCCAAGAGAUUGCAGGAUGGCUCCCGGAGAUUCACUUUGAAGUAACUUGAAGCAUUCUGCAUUAUACAUAUGUUUGUCUAAAGACUAUAAUCGAAUAAUGGCAGAAAGCUGAGGGUAUUCCAAGCAUCACCCUGAGAACUGCGAUGAAGACCUCCUCACUGGACUCGUGGUGCAGAGGCUCUCAGGAUCCGUGAUUAGCUCAGGAUGAAACCUGUGGGGAUCUUGAUGUAAAUUAGACGGAAGGUCCUGGCCAAGUCCUUUCUUAACCUGAAUAAAACAGUCCUUUCUCUUUCUUUAAUUCCUGCUGUGCUUACAUAUUGAGCCUCUUAUUCCCCAUCAGACUGUAUGGAUACUCUUCUGUCUCUCUAACUGCUUUAACAGGCAUAGCUUUUGAACAACAGUUUAUAUUUCUCAAAUGUACAAGGCUGGUCAUUCCAAACCCUUCUCUGUGGAAGAAGAACCUUAUCCAAUUACUUGGCCUGUCUGAGCUGGAUUCUGACCCAAGUGCCAGGGGUAAGGCAUGUUGGAACAAGGCACAGUCCUGUUCACGUUCCUGUUCUGCUGAGAUCACCUGAUAACUCUUCUCAGUCUCAAAUGGGUUUGGGACAUGCAAAAAUAGGGCAACAGGCUGAAAAUGGAUUAUUUUUGAUGUAAACUUGCGAUAUUGCUUGGUGCACCACAGGUUAUGAGUGGGUGAUGAGGGGUCUUGUGGCAGGAGGCUACAAUGAGGGUCGAUAGUUUAUGGAUUGUGGAGGAAGCUAGGUAGAGGCUGAAUGUGUCUAUUAUCCAUGAGUAUGCAUGGAAGGUUACCAGUGUGUAUGUACAUUGUAUCGAACUCGCUGCUUAGCCACACCCAUUGUUAAGGCUAUCUGUGUUGAUAAUGUUAAUCUGUCUGUUGUAUUUGAUUAAAUCUGUUGGAUCAGAAUUGAAAUGGAGCUGUUGCAUUUAAGAUGCAAGUUCUUAUUAAUUGGGUUUGGUCUGCAGAGGAUGAACUUACCUUGAGCAAAAACAGCAUGGAUCCGAAAAGGUUGGAAGGAGCAGAAACAGAUAGCGCUGGAGAAACUCAGCAGGUCUGGCAGCAUCAGUGGAGAGAAAGCAGAGUUGAUGAUUUGCAUCCAAUGACCCUUCUUCAGAACAGGAAUCCUUCAGAAGGAGACUGUUUCAAACUCGUAUUUUUCUUUCCAUGAGGCACACUGUGCAAUUGUAACAAUUCUGUUGUAAUUGGAGCUGAAUCUAACCCAGUACAGGCCAUGUGCAGAUAUUCUGUGAUACAUAAAAAUACCUGCAAUGUUUGUUAGAGAUGAAAAUAUUAUGGCAGUGCAGCUAACAAACCUAUUGACAUUUUGUCCAUGACAGUAGGACACUGAGAAUGAUUGAAUCUUUAAUGUACAAUACAGAUGUACUUUAACGGCAUUCCUAACUUAAAGCAAUCACUCAAAGUUUCAAAUGUCAGAGAGCUGGUCUAAUCCACACAACUGACAGUCUUAAUGAUUUGACUCUGUCAUGUUGAAUGUCAAAAGCAAAGAGAUUCUUUUGAGUUGUUCUUAUUUCUCAGUCUCGAAAUAGCAUGUAAUCUUGAUCGUGUCACAGACUGACCAGUGAUUUCAGGAACAGUACAUAGACAACACAGGAUAGGCUGAGUGUAUUAGGGAAAUGAAUGCAUUAAUGAUGGUGAUGCUGCUUUCAUAGCAGCAGAUACAAGUAAUCGAACGCAACAAUGAGAAGGAUGGAGCCUGGGUACUAAGGAGCUAUAAUUAGCAUAAUGUACAUUAGAAUGCUAAUAAAGAGUUUAAAAGCUAAUUGAGAGUGAGGAAGGGUUACUCUUCAAAAAGGAUAGAACCGGGACACCUCAAAGAGUAUAAAUACCUAAUGUUCAAGAGAAUUCAUGGUCGAUAGGACACAUGAAGGGACGACAAUUUAGGCUUUAGCCUGUGGGAAUGGUACAAUCCGUAGGUCUAGCUGAUGACGCGCAUUAGCAUCUCUAUUCAUUUAAAUCAUUGUUCUGAGACCCGUUGCUGGCAAGAUACAGAGUGAUCCAAAAGUGACAACUGCUUGAUUUGCCAUCAAUUUUUAUCUUCCCUUUUUAUGGACUUGGAGCUCACUGAACAUAUGCAUACCAGGCCACAAUUGCAAUUUUCGCAA
Stegostoma tigrinum is the source of this 3255-nucleotide messenger RNA. RefSeq names its product intestine-specific homeobox-like. Bases 166 to 1068 code for a protein of 300 amino acids. The transcript has 5 exons. The record is from RefSeq and is a predicted model, not a curated record. Lineage: Eukaryota; Metazoa; Chordata; Chondrichthyes; Orectolobiformes; Stegostomatidae. Gene Ontology annotation, biological process: regulation of transcription by RNA polymerase II. Gene Ontology annotation, molecular function: DNA-binding transcription factor activity, RNA polymerase II-specific; RNA polymerase II transcription regulatory region sequence-specific DNA binding.